UGCAGGAGUGAGGAUUCAAAUUAAGUGUGUUUGACUUCAGAGCCCCCACUUUUAACCACUAAAUUAACUUAAUCCAUGUGGAGGUGCCUAAAAAGGCAGUACUGUGAGUGACUAUUUGCACCGAGUAGCAGGAUGGUACUGCCUGAAACCGUGUCUUAAUGACACAGCUUGCCAGAUGAGCUUUCCCUACCAGAGAUGGUCUGUUCUCCCAUCCUGGUAGAGUGAUUUAGUUCUUCCCCUGAAUGGUCUCCUCUCUGUCCCCUGAGCAAACUGACCCUCAUCCCCAUCCCCUUUCCACAGUGGUUUCUUAAUUUUCUUCUCCCCAACUAAUUCCUUUUUCUACCAACAAUGAAGUUCCUUCCCAACUUUCCCGGGAGAAUAUUCCCACCGACCUACCCCUGCUGGGUCUCUGCCUACGUCUCAGAAAGGGGCGUCUUUUGGUUCCCCUCCGGCGGCAAAACUAGUUUGUGCACCCAACGUCCUGACAGAAUGAACUCGACCCUCCCGGGCUCCCUCCCGCCCGCCCUCCGGCCGACGCUCACAGGGUCCUUGGCCACGGUGAAGAGGAGGUCUCCCUCGCGGUUAUACUUAAUCUGGGUAAUGGACCGCUCAUGGCCCUGCAGCAGGAUCGGCUUCUGUAGGGACAGGACGGGAGUGUCAGUGCUCGGAAUCGGGCCCCUGCCCCAGGCCAGAACCCCCACCACAACACCCCCAACUCUGUGGAACUCACCAUCCCGGCGGUGACGGCGCUGGCAGAGCGGCAACGUGAGUGGGACCGGAAGAGGAUAGUGUGCCACUUCCGGAUUGUGGGUCUCCGCCCCCCUCGUUCCCGGAAGUAAAAGGGAGCGGCGUUGCCAUGGCGGCCUCACUUGGGCAGGUGCUGGCUCUCGUGCUGGUGGCCGCUCUAUGGGGUGGCACGCAGCCGCUGCUGAAGCGGGCCUCCACCGGCCUGCAGCGCGUUCAUGAGCCAACCUGGGCCCGGCAGUUGCUGCAGGAGAUGAAGACCCUCUUCUUGAAUACUGAGUACCUGAUGCCCUUUUUCCUCAACCAGUGUGGCUCCCUUCUCUACUACCUCACCUUGGCAUCAACAGAUCUGACCUUAGCUGUGCCCAUCUGUAACUCUCUGGCCAUUGUCUUCACGCUGAUUGUUGGGAAGGUCCUUGGAGAAGAUAUUGGUGGAAAACGAGCAGUCGCUGGCAUGGUGCUCACCGUGACAGGAAUUACACUCUGCAUCACAAGCUCAGUGAGGAAGACCCAGGGGCAACCGUCUACCCUUUGAAUAGGCCGACCCCUGCCUCCAGCUCUGCCAUCUCCAGGAAGCCCCUGGGCCGUGAGGUGCAGGCAGGGAGCAGAUGGACCUAGCACUUCCCUCUCUGAGCCUCAGCGUCCUCAUCUCUUAUGGGGAUAAUAGCUACCUCGUGGAUCGCAGUAAGAGAACAAGAGUGAAAAGUUUUUGUAAACUUCAAGUGGUGUUCACCUGCUGGGAUUGAGCACACGAGACUUUAUGCUUAUCCUCAGCAACCUUCACGCCCAGCAGCUUCCUGUUGUCAUCUCAGGCACCAGCCCAGCCACCAUGACUAUGGCCUCAUCUGGACUAUGAGAGUGGCAGAUUCAAUGGGCUUCGGCAUGGAAGGGCCAGAAAUGCAAAUAGGAGGCCUGGGCACUCGAUCCCAGGGCCACAACUGGCUGAGGGGUGGGAUUGAGGGGAAGAAGGUGCAUCACUGUGGCAAACAUAGGAGAGGAGCUUUCCGUCCACCUUGCCUGUCCCAGCUGUGAGGUGGGCAGAAAUCCUCACUGCCAGCCCCUCUUAAACAGGUAGACAACUCAGCCCCAGCACUGCCUCUCUCCAGCACCCAGUGCAACACCUGGCAAGUGGCAGCCUUCAAUAAAUCUGUAGUAAACAGACA
Molecule: messenger RNA, 1907 nt
Organism: Lemur catta (Ring-tailed lemur)
Lineage: Eukaryota; Metazoa; Chordata; Mammalia; Primates; Lemuridae
Gene: TMEM234
Product: transmembrane protein 234
Exons: 5
Coding region: 857-1279 (140 amino acids)
Source: RefSeq, a predicted model, not a curated record